GCAUCUUUUGGGAGUAGGGGGGAUGGAUUUACACAUACACGGACUCACAACGGAUCCUUUUUUUGCGGUUGUUUCUAAUUACACACUGCAUUCACCCUUUCUUUAUCUUAUAGUUCAAAUUUCCUGCCACAAGAAAAUGAAGAACUAUAAACAGCUAAUUUCACAAGCAGCAAAGGAAUGCAUGCACUUUUAAAGUUCCCCCAAAAAAGAGAGCAACAUCUUUUUAAGCGACCAGUGUCAAGGCCACCACACAACACCCCAUAGAUGUUGAAAAAUAGCUUCUGUGUGCAUUUACCUCUUAUGAUGAAGCCCUUUCCCUUGUUCAUCUUAAAAACUUCUGUAACAGACGGACUAAUGCUUGCAAGAUCUUUGUUGAAAGUCUUAACAACAUUUUCAACAAUCUUGUGAGACGUCCGUCUGUUAUUACCCAUAAAUACAGUCCAAGAUCUGGCCCACAGGCUUGAGACCCGUCGACUUAAGCACUUCGUCACUGUGGAGUUAGAACAAUGACACAUGCGUAUUUUCCCAUUAUUUAUUGCUGGCUGUUUAAUUGUUGCUGACAGACCCGUAAUAAAGUGUACACUGCAAUGGGCCUUAAUAAAAGAAUUAUUAUUAUUUUCUUGUCUGUUCAGGAAGAAAACGGCCCGGGCACUAAACUUGGAAAUUAAGAGGAUAUUUAAUAUAAGUGGUUCUGUACUCCGGGACAGCCUGUGUGAAUACUCAAGGGCGUCAUUCAAACACAGUUUUGCUGUUGCGUUUUUUUAGCUGAUAUCCAAGAAGCAUGAGUGGCUCAACAGUAUGUCUACUCUUCUUAGUAGCCACUCUGUACACCAUAGCAUCUUCGCAAGUUCUCCUAAAGCGGCCAGCGGCGUGCUCUCGGAUCCUGAAAAACCCUUGCGUGAUAGACGAGGAAUGUUGCUGCUCAGGAGAAAACAACAGAAUGCCCAUAAUCUGCAAUACUGAAAAGCAGUGCGACCAUAUGACUUUUGCUGACUAUCUUAUGAGAAAACAAGCGUGUCCGGAUGUGUUCAAGCGCCGCUGUAGCUCCAACUCAGAAUGCGUUUGCACACAAGCCAAAUAUAUAUGCGAAAACGGAGAGUGUGUUCGUGCGAAGAAAACAUUCCAAUUCCCAUUCAGCAAGAGCAGCGACUAUUUCCUAUCUUCUCUUCUAGUGAUGACAAGUCUAGGAGUCGUGUGUCUUUUUUCAUUUGUAUGGCUCAAAGCCUGUGAGUGCGCUAUUCUAACGCGCGCAUACAUACCUGAGUGCUCAGAAAUCCAUCGGUCUCCCUGUGGAUCUCAUCGCGACUGCAAGUGUACCUCAGGGGGGUACCCUGGGCUUUACAUCUGCUCCCCACGGGGGAGGUGCAGCAAGAUGACGAUUUCGUUUCUUACGAGUCUACUUCCGUGUCCAGGCGUCCACAAAAAAAGGUGUCAAACAGACGACGACUGUCCAUGCGAGUCAGCGGCCUUGAAAUGCGAAGAAAAUGAAUGCGUGCGCAAGUACAGAUCCCGCCUGCCGUUGCGUCGUUCGCUCCAAAUUCAAGGUGUGAAAUACCACACGAGUCGCAAUCGUCGUCAUCACCAUCAUCGUAGUCGCCAACACCCUACAAGGCACGCUUGAGACUGUGUUACUGGUCGGUUGCUACACUCAUCGGCGUCAACGACGACGAUUUCAACAAGCCCGAAAUAGUCUUUGAGACUUUAUCCGUUUUCAAUCACACAACGGCAUCGUAAGAACAAAACCAGGUUUAACGGUCUUUCGAUGACGCGGAAGUCUGGUUUGUGAACCCAAUAUACUGUGAACUUAGCAGGAAAUUAUACUAGACAAAAACCAGCUAGCUAAUUCGGUAGCAAGAUUAUGCUAGACACUGAUGAGAGCUACUGUUUUACAAGUUUUGCCGCCAUUUGUAUAAAAUAAUGCAGCGUACACAUUCACAUUUCUUACCGCAAAACAAAAAUGAAAUACAGUCGUACUCUAUUCGCUACUCUCUCCGCUCUGGCCACCCCUGGGAACCGAGCAAGUGUUUUAACACUUAAAAGCUUAAAAGUUUUAACACUUUUAAAGCUUAAAAGGUUUGAAGCGUGUUUUGCAUCAAAA
Molecule: messenger RNA, 2098 nt
Organism: Nematostella vectensis (starlet sea anemone)
Lineage: Eukaryota; Metazoa; Cnidaria; Anthozoa; Actiniaria; Edwardsiidae
Exons: 8
Coding region: 782-1621 (279 amino acids)
Source: RefSeq, a predicted model, not a curated record